This is a messenger RNA of Cimex lectularius (bed bug), 1552 nucleotides long. RefSeq lists its product as uncharacterized. The transcript is spliced from 6 exons. Gene Ontology annotation, cellular component: amphisome; aggresome. Lineage: Eukaryota; Metazoa; Arthropoda; Insecta; Hemiptera; Cimicidae. Gene Ontology annotation, molecular function: protein kinase C binding; zinc ion binding; K63-linked polyubiquitin modification-dependent protein binding. The coding region runs from base 128 to 1258 and encodes 376 amino acids. Gene Ontology annotation, biological process: aggrephagy; endosome organization; mitophagy. The record is from RefSeq and is a predicted model, not a curated record.
UGAGUCACCGCCCUGUUGAAAACCCGAGUGGGGCCGAGCGCCAUCACCACUCUGCAGCUAGACGCGGAUUCGACGCCAUCGGCAUCAUAUUCGCGAUCACCAAGAUUGAAAAAAGAAGAUAAUAAAAAUGUCGCUAGAAAAUGCUGUAUUAUUUAAAGUCUACUUGGUACUGCCAGGAGAAGAAACACAAAUUAGAAAAUUUUCCAUCGACCGAGACGUCGUCACAAAUUUUUUGUAUGUAAAGCAAAAGAUAUCUGCACUGUUCCCACUGUUGCAAAACAUUGAACUAGAAAUCUUUUGGACAGAUGAUGAUGACGAUAACAUCCAGAUAUGCAAUGAUGAAGAGCUUAUGAUAGCUUUAACCGAAUUGCAGGGCGUGUAUAAGAAAAUUAUAGUAAAGCCUAGUGCCUAUCAGAAUUUGGAUUUAUUCAAGAAAAAAGUAAAUGAAGACCUACAUGCCGGUGUAGAGUGCGAUGCUUGUAACAAGAGUGUAAUUGGAUUCAGGUACAAAUGUGUCCUUUGUCCUGAUUACGAUUUGUGCUCCGAAUGUGAACAAAAGCAAAUGCACAAAGAACAUGUGAUGUUCAGAUUGCCUUUUCCAAUCGGAAUAACUCCUUUCUCAAGACACAGAAUAAAUAAGGAAAUUAACAGGUUUGGUAAAGCUUUUGAUAAGAUGGCACACGGAGUGAGGAACUGGUCACACCAUGGAAGAGAAAAACGUCAAACCAGACUCAGAGAAUCCCUGUGUCCAUUAACAGAAAACCCAACCUUCUCAGAAAAUCAACAAAAAGAAGGAACAACACCUGAAGAAACGUUCAAUCUCGUGUCUUUGCUUCAAUCUGUUUUCAACAUAGAUAAAGAGACCAAAUUUGGUGAAGAAUUGUGUGAUAUUGCAAAAAAGAUAAAUAUUAUUAUUAAGGCUUCAGAGAAGGAUGCCCCCGACAAAGAGACUGAACCUACACCUACAACAUUUAAGAAGACUGAACCAACUGCACCCACAACAUCUGGAACUGGCAAUGAUCAAUUGUUUAACAAAAGUGCAUCUACCUCUGAUAUUAAAACGUCUACUGCAUGUGAAAUGGAAACCGAAGAUGGCUGGGCAUUGAUCAAAAAAGAGUGCAAAAUCGAUGAGGCCCUAAAACUGAUGCUUUCGAUGGGAUUCAGCAAUGAAGGGGGAUGGCUGAGAGAAAUGCUUAUCCAAACAGAUGGAGAUAUUAGAAAAGUGAUUGAUAAGAUGAUGGCCAUCAACAUUUUCUAAUUAAUCUGUUGUGUUGGUUUUUUGUUUUUUACAUUUCAAGCUCAAAAUUUUAAGCAUUGAUGAUUAGUGACUAUCUCAUUACAAUUGUAUUUGCUAUUAAAUUGUUAUAUAUUAUAAUGUAGAUUUGUUUAGAAAAUUGUCCCAUUUGCUACAAAUCACGUGGGAAUGGUGAAGGUAUUGUUAAGUAAUUAAUUUCAUAAAUAAAGAAUGAUAGUUGGCCUGGUGCCCUUCUUAGUUAAAUAAUAAACUUGGAUAAAAACAGAUAAAUAUAGAGCAAAUCAGAUUUGUAACGAA